CUUUGAUUCUACCUACAGGAUAACUCGUAACUAAAGGGUUUUGUGAUGGCUGGAUUUCUUGCAUACCACGAACCUGGUAUCGUUGAAAUCUUGAUCAUCAUAUCAUUCUUCUUUCUUUUGUCAUUGGCCGAAUGGAUUUCGACUAAGAUCAUUCGUGCCGGUAUAAUUGGCCAAAUUGCCGUCGGAAUAAUCUAUGGCAAACCGUUGGCCAAUAUAUUGGAGUACCCGUGGCAGCAGACUUUCCUUGCCAUUGGGUAUGUUGGUUUGAUCUUGAUCAUCUUUGAAGGUGGCCUACAAGUCAGACUCGAUCUAUUGAAGCAAAACUUUCUUCUUAGCGUCCUCGCGGCAGCUACAGGUGUCUGCUUCCCAAUUGGGCUUUCAUACCUGCUGUUGUACCUGGGCUAUGGAUAUGGCGCGGUCGAGACAUUCAUCAUUGGAGCUGCGCUAUCGGCGACUUCCUUGGGCACUACCUUUUCCGUCAUUUCAUCCGCUGCGAGCGCAAUAGACCUUUCCCAAACUCGAGUUGGCUCGGUUCUUGUGAGUGCUGCUGUGAUCGAUGAUGUGGUCGGCCUUGUGUUGUCUAGCGUCAUUGGAGACUUAGGAGAGCUUUCCGGGCCCGCCGCCAGUCAUGUCAAUCUUGGUUGGAUCAUCGGCCGACCGAUUGUAGCCUCUGCGGCCAUGGCGAUUCUCACACCAAUUUUCACAAAGUGGAUCUUUGCACCGAUUUUCCGACGCUGGAUCGAACACAAAUUCGCCAAGUUUGAUCAUGUCUCUAACAUCCUCUUGAUGGUCUUGGUCUUAUCCGCCUUCAUCAGUAUCGCCGCAUAUGCAGGCACGUCAGUCCUGUUUGGUGCAUUCCUCGCUGGUACGUUUCUCACAUACUUGCCGAGCAAGCAUCCAGAUGGUCCGUUUGUCGUUAUGAGCCGUGAAGAAGGUGAGCGAAAUGCCGACAAAAGCCCGAAAUUCAUCCACACGUUCGAGUUGUAUCUCUUGGAUACUCAAAAGUAUCUCAUGGAGCCACUCUUCUUCGCCAGUAUUGGAUUUGCGAUUCCUUUCGUAGAGCUCUGGACGGGAGAACGAAUCUGGAGAGGAAUCGUGUUCACUUUACUCAUGGCUUUUGCAAAAUUCAUUGUCGGCCUGUGGAUUCCUCUCUGGAAAUUCUUGGGUCCAUCAAAGGCUCGUUCUAGCGCAGUCCUUGAGUCGCCAACCGCCAACAACGAGGCAAGUGGGCAUGGCCCUGCAUCGCUUGCUGGGCUACUACUCGGCUCGGCGAUGGUGGCACGAGGGGAGAUCGGCCUUCUCAUCAUAGAAGUUGGGUAUAAUGAAACGAGCUAUGUGAGUCAAGAUGGCUUCAUCACCGCAGUGUGGGCUAUCCUUCUCAAUACCAUCAUUGGCCCCGUCAUAGUGGGCAACUUGGUCAAAUAUCGCGGGAAGAAGAUCGGCGAGGGUGAAUGGGGAUUGCAAAAACAACGAGAGCCCUUGACACCAAGUCCCAGGGCGCCUCAGGCAUGAACAAGAUUAUGGACAAGCUGGCCUUGUUCACCAACUUCAAGGCUUUUUGGGAUAUUUGGUAUUGGCCAUCAUGUAGUUACUUACACAGAGAUUCGUGAUCUUUAUUUGGCAGUAUAGCCAAUGAACAUGCUUGAGACAUCACUCACCCGGUUGGGCUUGCAGAGUGGUCCAUCUCUUGAAUGCCGUGGCAUCGUCACCAUUCCUCCAUCCCCAUGAAAUACAGUAAUGCCGAGCAAGCAAUCGCCACUCUUCCAUCUCGUCCAAAAACUCAAGACUGGCUACGCGCUCCUUUUCUUCCUCCUCUACCCAGCGCUCCCAAAGGAAAUCGAUAUCAGCGGCAGCUUGACCAGUCUCAAACCCUUGCUCAAGCAAUCGAGCCCGCUGGGCCUCCAAAGACGCAUACUUAUUGAGUGUUUGGAGUUGAAUUCCUCGAGCCGCUAGAUUAGACACCAUGGUCCGUCCGAAGGGGUCGUUUGGGCGAAUUGGUUCGUAUAAGACCAGUCCGAGAGGGGGAACACUGCGCAAACCUUGGGGCUUUUCACUCCCGUCAGAGGGCACAUGCGUAGGACCAAAAACAUGUUCAGUGAAGAAAGUGACCACCUGGGCUGCUUCGGACGGAGAAAGAUAUAUCAGACAGCAUUCUGAUAUCAGCAAUGUCGGUAGGCUCCUGUCCACGCCUGGGAGCGCUUCAGUGAGGGAGAGGUUCGCCGACAACGAUCGGAGGUCGCACGGAUGGAUAUGAUAUGAGGGUGCAUGUAGUGCAUCGCCUGCCUCUGAAAGGGUCACGUCGUUACUCGACGGAUCAAUUCCCAGCGCCCUUUGUAAGUUCGGCGUUGAUCGAAUCGCACGAAUCUUCGCGGCCGUGUUGACCGCAAAGUCAAUUUCGUGGUAAAUGACAUCGGAUGGCCUUCUGGAGGUAAAAAGGCGGAAGACACGUGUAUCUGACCCAGCACCUAGCGAUAUAAUUUGUUUCCUCUUGUGCUGAGUCUCAGGGGAGUAUGGACCAAGGAAGUGCGUGACGAGCUGGUCAAUUGCGGUGGUGCGGACGUAGGUCCCUAUUG
This is a messenger RNA of Penicillium brasilianum, 2573 nucleotides long. NCBI's taxonomy places the organism in Eukaryota, Fungi, Ascomycota, Eurotiomycetes, Eurotiales, Aspergillaceae. The record is from the annotation of a GenBank genome assembly.